GAAGAAGAAGAAGAAGAAGGGGGAGGAGGCUGUUCACAGAAGAAGAAGGAAGGCUGUUCGGCGCCAUAUUUAAUACUGAAGCUAGCUAGCGUUAGCUGUUUACAAACCUAAACUUUCAACUUGAGUCGGAAACCAAAAUCAAAUCGUCAACGUAAACGAAAAUGAAUGUCGUAGAUCACGUACGGGACAUGGCUGCCUCUGGCCUUCACUCCAAUGUCAGGAUACUCAGCAGUUUGUUGUUGACCAUGAGUAAUAACAACCCUGAGCUGUUCUCACCAGCCCAGAAGUACCAGCUUCUGGUUUAUCAUGCUGAUGCCAUCUUCCAUGAUAAGGAAUAUCGUAAUGCUGCCUGCAAAUACAGCAUGGCACUGCAGCAGAAGAAGGUGCUCAGCAAAACAUCUAAAGUCCGUACCUCUGCUGGGGGAGCAGCAUCCAACAUACAGGCACAGAGUUUGCCAUCAGAAAUUGAAGUUAAAUACAAGAUAGCUGAAUGCUACACCAUCUUGAAACUGGACAAAGAUGCUAUUGCAGUGCUUGAUGGGAUUCCAUCUAGACAGAGGACUCCAAAGAUCAACAUGAUGCUAGCUAACCUGUACAGGAAAGCUGGUCAAGAGCGCUCUGCUGUGACGAGCUAUAAAGAGGUUCUGAGACAAUGUCCUCUUGCUCUGGAUGCCAUCAUUGGACUUCUUUCUCUCUCAGUCAAAGGGGCUGAAGUGGCAUCCAUGACUAUGGAUGUGAUCCAGAGCAUCCCAAACCUGGACUGGCUCUCUGUUUGGAUUAAAGCAUAUGCCUUCAUACAUGCAGGGGACAAUCAAAGAGCCAUUAACACCAUUUGCUCUCUAGAGAAAAAGUCCUUGCUGCGGGACAAUGUGGACCUCUUGGUGAGCCUGGCAGAUGUGUACUUCAGAGCGGGGGACACCAAAAACGCCAUCCUCAAAUUUGAACAAGCCCAGAUGCUGGACCCUUACCUUAUUAAAGGAAUGGAUGUUUAUGGCUACCUGAUGGCCCGUGAGGGUCACCUGGAGGAUGUUGAGGUCCUGGGAGGACGAUUAUUCAAUAUAUCAGACCAACAUGCUGAACCCUGGGUGAUCUCUGGUUGCCACAGCUUUUAUAGCAAGCGUUACUCCAGAGCCUUGUACUUGGGAGCGAAGGCCAUUCAGCUGAACAGUAACAGUGUGCAGGCUCUCCUUCUGAAAGGGGCAGCACUAAGAAACAUGGGUCGAGUUCAGGAGGCCAUCAUCCACUUCAGAGAGGCCAUGCGCCUGGCACCCUGUCGACUCGACUGCUAUGAAGGUCUGAUCGACUGUUACCUAGCAUCCAAUGGCAUUCGAGAGGCUAUGGGGAUGGCUAAUAACAUCUAUAAAACUUUGGGAGCCAAUGCACAGACUCUGACCAUACUGGCUACAGUUUGUCUUGAAGACCCUGUAACUCAGGAAAAAGCCAAAACUUUACUAGACAAAGCUCUCGCCCAGAGACCUGACUACACAAAAGCUGUGGUUAAAAAGGCAGAACUGCUGAGUCGAGAGCAGAAAUAUGAAGAAGGAAUCACUCUUCUCCGGAAUGCUCUGGCCAAUCAAAGUGAUUGUGUCUUGCAUAGAAUGCUGGGAGAUUUUCUGGUUGCUGUCAAUGAUUAUCAAGAAGCUAUGGAUCAGUAUAGCAUAGCACUAAGCCUGGAUCCCAAUGAUCAGAAGUCUUUAGAAGGCAUGCAGAAGAUGGAGAAGGAGGAAAGUCCCACCGAUGCCACGGUGGAGUUGGACGGGGACGACAUGGAGGGCAGUGGAGAGGACGGAGACCUGGAGGGCAGUGACAGUGAAGCAGCGCAGUGGGCUGAUCAGGAACAGUGGUUUGGCAUGCAGUGACCACGGCUUAUUCAAGGCUGCCUGUGCAGUGCCACCGUCUGACACACAUCAGCCUGUAGAACGCCUUCAGCCAGGGCCAUCAGACGGGACGAGGGGGCACGCUGCUCCACACCCAUCACACCAUCACGGGGUUAAAAUCAUGCAACUCUGCCAACUUUUAGGACAAUGUUUGCGGUUCAGCUACAGAAAGACUCCAGACCUAAUAAAAAUGUAGUGUAGCCCUGAACACCGGGUAUUUUUGAUCUAAUGGCAUAGUCUCUUAAGAGCCACCUCAUCAUGGAGCCUAUUGGGAUUUGUUUGCUUAUCUACAGCUGUGCAUUACAGCCUUUACUGAAUCCAUAAUUAUUCAUUUCUAUGAUGCCACUGUGGCUGUUUUCUCUUCUUUCCUGUAGGUGUGUAUUUUAAAUAUUUGCAGAAUGUCAGUAGAUUCAAAAGGAUUUGGUUUUGGUUAUGUUUGAGGGUCAGUUUGCAGGAGGUAAGAUGACGCCCUUGGUUGAAACUGACCAUAGGCUGUUGUCACAGGUCACAGUCACAUGGUGUGAUGGGUCAUUUUUUUAGGCCAAAAGUGUCUGAAAGUGUCUGUGAUGUUACAAGAGAGACUGGAAAAGCUUUGACAUUUUGGUUUGUUUGAGCCAUAGAAAGUAAAUUAUAGAUGUCAUCCCACAGGGAGUCUAUGGAAAACAAUGUAAAAACAAUUGUGCUGCUCUUAAAUGUGUCAGUUUUAUUCUCAAAUGUUUGCCUUGUAAUAUACGUGGUUGUUUUUGCAUUUUGUCUUGAGCUGCCUUUGUGAAAAUAAGAACUAAUUUGACUCAUUCCUAGGUUUGCAAGCAUUACCCAUUUCAAGACAAAUGUUUGUAGUAUUUUGUACAUAUUUAUAAAGUGUAAAAUAAACGAUUAAACAGA
Betta splendens (Siamese fighting fish) is the source of this 2762-nucleotide messenger RNA. It is a transcript of the gene anapc7, whose product is annotated as anaphase promoting complex subunit 7. The record is from RefSeq and is a predicted model, not a curated record. Gene Ontology annotation, biological process: cell division. The transcript is spliced from 11 exons. Lineage: Eukaryota; Metazoa; Chordata; Actinopteri; Anabantiformes; Osphronemidae. The coding region runs from base 162 to 1859 and encodes 565 amino acids. Gene Ontology annotation, molecular function: protein binding.